CAGGAAACAGAAGCAAUUAAUUUCUUUUUCCCAGUUUGAAUUCAGAUCAGACUGUACUUGACAAAGGUUAUCAUUGUCUGCAAAAGAAAGGCUAAAGUUCGACUGCUUAGUGCUUUAUCAUUAUGGCAAUGGCCAGUUUUAGGAUAUAUGGCGGCCUGGUUUAUCCACUUUUAGCAUUGGCGUUUGUUUGCCAUCUUGCAUGGGGAAAGCACUCGGGUGUUACAAGGCACUAUAAAUUCGACAUUCAAUUGAAGAAUGUGACUCGCCUUUGCCAUACAAAGCCUCUGAUAACUGUGAAUGGGCAGUUCCCAGGGCCUACAUUAUAUGCUAGGGAAGGUGACAGAGUGUUGGUCAAAGUAACAAAUCAUGUGAACAAUAAUGUUACUAUUCAUUGGCAUGGAAUUCGGCAGCUUAGAUCUGGAUGGGCUGAUGGUCCUGCAUAUGUCACUCAAUGUCCAAUUCAAACUGGGCAGAGCUAUGUGUACAAAUUUACCAUCAAAGGGCAGAGAGGAACACUGUGGUGGCAUGCCCACAUUUCAUGGUUGCGUGCAAGUUUGUAUGGGCCCAUUAUCAUCUAUCCUAAAAACCAUACUUCUUACCCAUUUCCUAAGCCCCACCAUGAAGUGCCUAUUCUUUUCGGGGAAUGGUGGAAUGCAGACACAGAGACUGUUAUCAAUCAAGCAAUGCAAAAUGGCGGGGGCCCUAAUGUAUCAGAUGCAUACACAAUCAAUGGACUCCCUGGACCGUUGUAUAACUGCUCUGCCAAAGAUACAUUCAAGUUGAAAGUGAUUCCUCGAAAGACUUAUCUCCUCCGCAUAAUCAAUGCUGCUCUCAAUGAUGAAUUAUUCUUUGCAAUCGCCAACCACACAUUAACAGUUGUGGAAGCAGAUGCUGUGUAUGUUAAGCAAUUCCAAACCAAUGUCAUUCUCAUAUCUCCCGGGCAGACCACAAACGUGCUCCUCACAGCAAAAUCCCAGCCCCCAAAUGCCACAUUUCUCAUGUCUGCCCGCCCUUACGUUACGGGCAGUGGAACAUUCGACAAUUCCACUACAGUGGGAAUUCUAGAAUACAUUUCAAAUUCAAUCUCAUCCUCUCCUCUAAUGAAUCCAACCCUUCCAGCCCUGAAUGAUACCUCAUUUGCUGCCAAUUUCAGCCAAAAGUUCAGAAGCUUAGCCAGUAAAAAAUUCCCUGCAGCUGUUCCUCAGACUGUAGACAGAAAAUUUCUAUUCACAGUUGGGUUGGGGCUAAAUCCUUGCCCUAAAGGACAAACAUGCCAAGGCCCCAAUGGCACAAAAUUUGCAGCCUCCAUUAACAACAUAUCUUUCGUUCUUCCCACCACAGCUCUUCUUCAAGCUCACUUCUUUAGGCAAUCCAAAGGAGUUUAUACUACAAGAUUCCCUGACAAUCCCCCAUUCCCUUUCAAUUACACAGGCACUCCUCCCAACAACACAAGAACUCUGAAUGACACAAGGCUGAAAGUGAUUCCAUUCAACAGCAGCAUAGAACUUGUUCUUCAAGACACCAGUGUUGUAGGGCCAGAGAGCCAUCCUCUGCAUCUUCAUGGCUACAAUUUCUUCGUUGUGGGUCAAGGAGUAGGAAACUACAAUCCGAGAACCGACCCAUCUAAUUUCAAUUUGGUGGAUCCAGUAGAAAGAAACACAGUUGGGGUUCCCAGUGGAGGUUGGGUUGCCUUGAGAUUCCGAGCUGAUAAUCCAGGGGUGUGGUUCAUGCAUUGUCAUCUGGAAGUGCACACUAGUUGGGGAUUGAAGAUGGCAUGGGUUGUUUUGGAUGGAAAUGGGAAAUCUCAAUCUGUUCCUCCUCCUCCCAAAGAUCUUCCAUCCUGCUGAUGACUUAAUGUGCUUGUGUUUGUUUUAUGUAUUCUAGUCCUGUGCACCGUGUGCUAAGUGCUUCCACUUGUAAUUCUAUAUACUGGUUUUCAGCAAAUUCUAGAGUUUGAAGAAGGAAAAUGUUCUGUCCAAUGGUUUUAUUCAGACGCAAAUUGGAUUUGUAUCAAAGGAAGAUGAUAAAACAAUAGAUUGAAUCAAAAUUGAGUUCA
Cryptomeria japonica (Japanese cedar) is the source of this 2056-nucleotide messenger RNA. RefSeq names its product laccase-17. The transcript is spliced from 6 exons. Gene Ontology annotation, molecular function: copper ion binding; hydroquinone:oxygen oxidoreductase activity. The coding region runs from base 123 to 1847 and encodes 574 amino acids. Gene Ontology annotation, cellular component: apoplast. The record is from RefSeq and is a predicted model, not a curated record. NCBI's taxonomy places the organism in Eukaryota, Viridiplantae, Streptophyta, Pinopsida, Cupressales, Cupressaceae. Gene Ontology annotation, biological process: lignin catabolic process.